UGCAUACUGAUGUCAGGCUGGCGCGCGUUCGGAAGCGUGAUAAUCAUACAUGGAAGAGUGUUCGAGCAAGAAAUCCGUGAGCUUCAGCUUGAUAUCGAGCAUGUUCGACAACUUCUAGAGGCCGCUGAACGAGGGAGAGCCGUACUCGCGUCUAGGGUUGCCCGACAUCAAAUCCAGCGGAGCAGAACCAGGGCCGUCGAGGGCAAUCGCAGGUAG
Molecule: messenger RNA, 216 nt
Organism: Cylicocyclus nassatus
Lineage: Eukaryota; Metazoa; Nematoda; Chromadorea; Rhabditida; Strongylidae
Source: the annotation of a GenBank genome assembly